Molecule: messenger RNA, 1794 nt
Organism: Nakaseomyces glabratus
Lineage: Eukaryota; Fungi; Ascomycota; Saccharomycetes; Saccharomycetales; Saccharomycetaceae
Gene: RCK2
Product: serine/threonine protein kinase RCK2
Biological process (GO): cellular response to oxidative stress; protein phosphorylation
Molecular function (GO): calcium/calmodulin-dependent protein kinase activity; ATP binding
Source: RefSeq, a predicted model, not a curated record
AUGCAGAAAUUUAAGGCUUUAUUCAAGAAGAAAGUUACUGAUUUGGAGUCAGGUGUUGAUAAUAGUAAGAGCAAGAAGGAUACAAUGAUCGGAGCAGGUGACAGUACUAUGGUAGCGCCAGCGGAGCCUACCAAGUGGGAUCCGACGGUUAAUUCACAUGAUCUUAUUGGGUCGCUAGCUAAAGAGUUGACUGCUGUUGCUGAUACCCCUAUCCCUGUUGAUAUGGGCCAUCUAGAUAAUGUGAAGGAGGAGCAGGUCGAAGGUACUAGCGAGUAUACCGCUGAGUCGCACUCUUUUGACAACGGCUCUUUGGAUCAAGGUUCGCAGCUGUCCUUCGAUGGGGAGUACGAUGUCGAAGAGGACUACGAAGAGGAGGACUCUGAGGAGAUCGAAGAGCAGUUUACAAACACGCCGCUGAGGUUUGCUGAGCAGGUCGAACUGAAGGGUUACAAGUUGAUAGAGAAGAUAGGUGAGGGUGCUUUCUCUAAAGUGUUCUGUGGUAUCCCCGACAAGAACAGCGAUAGCGCCUACUUGGCACGUAACUACAAGCAAGUUGCUGUUAAAGUUAUCAGCAAACAUGAUCUGGAUGUUUCUAAUAAGGAACAGCAGGCUAAGGACAAGAGGGCAGGUAGAGAUAAGCAGAAUAAUACGAACAGGAUGUCAUCCCGUGAACAAGUAAUGAAAGAAGUCAGGAUACACAAAGCUGUUGCAGCAGGGUGUCCGUACAUUGUCGGCUUUAUAGAUUUCCAAGAGACCAAGCAUUAUUACUAUCUAAUCCAGGAGCUGCUUGAUGGUGGUGAGAUAUUUAAUGAGAUUGUCAGACUGACCUACCUGAGCGAGGAUCUUUCUCGCCAUGUUAUAAAACAAGUUGCAUUAGCGGUACGCCAUAUGCACUCAUUGGGUAUAGUGCACCGUGAUAUUAAACCCGAGAACUUAUUGUUCAAGAGCAUCGAAUAUAUUCCUUCCAAGAAGCGCACUUUCAGAAAGAGCGACGACCCAGCCACCAAGGCCGAUGAAGGUGUCUUCAUUCCAACUAUCGGCGGUGGUGGUAUCGGUAUAGUGAAGCUCGCGGAUUUCGGGUUGUCCAAGCAGAUAUUCCAAAAGAACACUAAGACGCCAUGUGGUACCAUAGGGUACACUGCACCAGAAGUUGUCAAGGACGAGAAAUACUCCAUGCAAGUUGACAUGUGGGGGAUAGGUUGUGUGCUAUAUACCAUGCUGUGUGGGUUCCCACCUUUCUACGACGAGAAGAUAGACGUUCUAACCGAGAAGAUAAGUCGUGGUGAGUAUACAUUUUUGGAGCCCUGGUGGGAUGAGAUAAGCCCUGGUGCCAAGCACUGUGUGAAGAAGCUGCUAGAGGUGGACCCUCGCAAGCGGUACACCAUAGACGAGUUCCUGGCGGACCCAUGGCUGAACACGUUCGACACGUUCGCCAAGCGCAAGAAGAAGCUAGAAGAGGAAGAGGCACAGCAGAGACGUAUAAUGAAGCGCAAGAGGCGGAAGAACGUCUUUGAGAGGGACCCCUCGUUGCUAUACUCGCCUGCAGCUGUAGCAAUGAGAGAUGCCUUUGACAUAAGUAAUGCUGUACAAAGAGAAGAAGAGGACAAGAGGUUUUCCCCGGGACCAAGGAAACACAACCUAAGCGUACUGAACGAGUCCGACCUAGACGAGCCCUCCAACGAGAUAGUCGACGGUCUGGACGAGCAAAUGUUCCAGCUGAAACUAAACUCAUCCACUAUAAUAAAGAGACGUAAGGACGACCACAAGUCCCCAUUAGAGCAAGUAAUCACAUAA